AUGGAUACCAAACUGAAAAGUACUUUUGUAAAACUAUUUUAUUCAACAAAUGAAAGGAUAGCCUGUGCAGUGGAGGUUAGAAGACUUAAUAAAGUCAGGAAGAGGGCGAAGUUUUUGGCGUUUUCGAGUAAUUGUUUCUAUUUUGAUGCAACUUUAGUUUCGAUUGAGAAGCCUCCCGUUAUACAAAUUUAUAUGGUUAAAUCUAACGAAAAACACGACUUCUCCAAAAAGCUCCUAAUGAACUCUCAAACUCUUAAGGUCGUCGACUGCCACGAUGUGUCGGAACAACCAUCGUAUGAUAUUGAAUUAAAGACAGAUACAAAGUCGUGGCGGGUUUCUGCGAUUCGACUGGAAGAGAAGAAACGGUUCAUAUCGAUGUUUUGCAGAGCCGUAGCAAUUUACCAGCCACAAAUUUAUCGUGAAAUUCUGUUAAAGAACCUACCAGAGGGAAUAGAAUUCUCUGUGGCCACACCUGAGGCUCUGGAGGUGGCUAUCGGGGAAUUUUGGGGCGAUUCUUCUGUUGCAGCCGAGGUGUCUGAGGCAUCGGCCUUUGGUCAAAGACCUGGUGAUGGCUACAAUACCUUGACGAAUCGUGAAGAAUCUGACUUGAAGAAGUUCUUUGACCGAACCACAUCGGAAGAUAUAUUUGAUGCUGAUUCAUUAAUGCGGAACCUGCAAAAAUACUUGUUUGAUGCAGAAGGUAGCAAUGUGCAUUUUAUUGUGGAAUCAGAACAAAAGGUGGUGGCCUUAAUCAGUGCACUUGACAUGGCUUUGGAGGAGCUUGACUCUAUGGAAGCCAAGUUAGAUGCAUAUCACCAAUAUAUUGCCGACGUGGAGGAGUCCAUGUCAGGGCUGCAGGAUCGCGAUCAGCUGGCGCAAAUUACUGGCGACAAUCGGCGUCUGCUGUUAGAUACUCUGGAACACAUCGUCGCAAGCCUCUCGGUAAAUGCGGGCGUUCUCAAGACUCUUGAGGAGGAGGCCGAUAUGAUGGACAUAGAUCGCUACAAGGAAGCUGCCUCCUGCCUUGACGCUCUCUUCACCGCCGAAAGAAUACCCGGUGAGGAGCACCUGCAGGCGGUGUCUGAAAAGUCACUGGAGUUGGUGGCGUUGCGAGACAAGUUUGCCAAGCGCCUCUCUCACCAAGUGAAUGCGAUGGUGGUGCGUUUCUGUAGCCAGCUGAUGCGCAUCGCUCCGGGGGCAGGCGGGGUAGGUGUAAGCGGCAGUCUGGCGGACCUCUCCGGAGGCGCCUCGCGCCACCACCGCCUCCACGUUCCAGGCUCCGGCAGCGUCCUAAAUCUCUCCGGCUCACGUUCUAACCUUUCUACCUCCCCCACUGGUUCCAACAAUGGUACCAGCCUCAAUCACUGCCAAGAACUGCUCGGAGUUCAGCGCUCUGAGAUCUUGCAGCUCUCUUCCCUCGUAGGUGGAUGGCUACAAAGCAAUCGAACUGAUGUGUUUCGCACGCUUAAGAAGCAAUAUAUAGAAAAAAUGCAGGCUUUCUUCCAUCGUGUGUAUCAUGAAAUUAUCCAACAGGGGAUACAGACGAUUCUUUCUCUAACAAAAUCGUCGAAACAUGAAUCUGUGAAGCAGGACUCCGAUAACUGCAGCGUCUUGGUCGUAUCACAGAGCAAUGCUUUGAACCAAUUCAAACCAGUAUUCGUAAAGCUUAUGGAUCAGCUAUCCUCCGUAGUCGAUGGCGAAAAAAAUUUUAUUAUGGACUUCUUUUGUCUGGAAAAAUGCAAGAUUAACCAAUGCACGUCAAUCGAAAGUUUCUAUAUACUGGUCGAUUUGGUCACUACUUUAACAUCCACUAGGAAUUCAUCAUUUUUCGUUCCUUCUCCCUCUCUAACCUGGUUAAUUUUUGAAUUAUCUUUCUCUGCUUAA
Molecule: messenger RNA, 1884 nt
Organism: Echinococcus granulosus
Lineage: Eukaryota; Metazoa; Platyhelminthes; Cestoda; Cyclophyllidea; Taeniidae
Product: Exocyst complex component
Exons: 10
Coding region: 1-1884 (627 amino acids)
Biological process (GO): Golgi to plasma membrane transport; exocytosis
Cellular component (GO): exocyst; plasma membrane
Molecular function (GO): phosphatidylinositol-4,5-bisphosphate binding
Source: RefSeq, a predicted model, not a curated record